Mizuhopecten yessoensis (Yesso scallop) is the source of this 1089-nucleotide messenger RNA. RefSeq names its product amine sulfotransferase-like. The coding region runs from base 1 to 1089 and encodes 362 amino acids. The record is from RefSeq and is a predicted model, not a curated record. Gene Ontology annotation, molecular function: sulfotransferase activity. Gene Ontology annotation, biological process: sulfation. Gene Ontology annotation, cellular component: cytoplasm. The transcript is spliced from 5 exons. NCBI's taxonomy places the organism in Eukaryota, Metazoa, Mollusca, Bivalvia, Pectinida, Pectinidae.
AUGGCAGAGCUGGUCGACGUACGAGACGACGAGGGAAAUUUCGCGAAAUAUAAAAAGUAUGAUGGCAGAUACUAUGUCAAACAUUUCGUUGGCAAUGUCAAAGAUCAUCUGGCUGCAAUAGACUCAAUGGACGUCAGAGAUGAUGACACAUUCAUUCUCACGUAUCCAAAAUCAGGAACUCAUUGGGGAUUUACUCUUGCCAGCAUGCUUCGUACUGGAGAAACUGUCUACAGAGGAUCACCGACAUUCUUAGACUACACCGAUAAGGAAACGCUUGAUAAUCUUCCGUCCCCUAGAGUAUUUGCGAGUCACAUGACCUUUGACUUCAUGCCUAAACAAGUUAAGGAAGGGAAGGGCAAGGUCAUUGCAAUAUUUCGGAACCCAAAAGAUGUUCUCACAUCAAUCCACACGUUCGCGAAAAAAUUAGAUGGAUUAAAAGAAGAUUACAAAAUGACAUGGAAAGGCCUUCUCAAUUUUCACAUGGAAGGAACAAUUUUCUACGGUUCCUGGUUUGAUUAUAUACACUCUUGGGAUAAAGUGAAGAUAGAGCACACGGAAAAUAAUAUCAUGUAUCUCAUGUAUGAAGACAUGAUACAGGACCUGAGCUCGCACGUACAUGAGUUGGCGUUGUUUCUUGGAGACACUUACGGAUCAGACUUCGUGGACAAGGUUACUGCAAGAUGUACAUUUAGCAACAUGGCCGAAGAGGCCACGAGGACAUUCACACCAUCCGAACAGUGGAAGACCGUUACCACCACAAAAACACUCCCGAUCUACAGGAAAGACCAUAAAACACUGGAAUAUAUCUUUUCCUCAACGUUCGCUGGUUAUUCGAAUGCCAUGAUAAAUAGAUGGAUACUCAUGCUUCAACGCUGUCGAUUUACUGAAAAGUACACACCUGAGAGUCAGAACAACGCUGAUAGCUUGUCCAGGCUGAUCAAUGACCAAGGCAAGGGAGACAACUCGUUUUGUCUAACAGACAACUUCAAAUCAGAAGACGAUGAGUUUGUGAAAUUCGUGCCUCGCAACUUCACCCCCAGGCCAAUGACUCCUAUUAAAAUUGAGGAGGCUUCAGCAUUGGAAGAGUAA